GUUUAGUCAAACCUUGCUUUUUUGUUUUGCUGCAAGGUUUGCUUCAGAUAAUAGCAUAACCACUUGGCCGGACAAAUAGGGAGCGAUAAGAGCUCUCACCCGAUAUGAACCUAAAGUCCUUUUGUUGCUUGCUCUCUUUUCUGAUGACUGAACGUACACCUUGGUAGAUAUAAGAUUGAAGUUGUCUCCAGUAAAAAUAAAUCGUAACUAAUCUGAUUUAAUAAUUUAAAAGAUCGAUAGUUCUAGUAGGUACCAAACGUAAUUGAGCAUCUAAGUAAUCGUGUUGUUCGCACCAUAAGGCAUAAUCCAAAUGAUGACUCUGAUAUUUUUCCUUAUUCAACUAUUGCUUAUUGCGAUAGUUUAUGGCCUCACAUGUGCCGAAAUCUUACAGCUACCUGCUGAAAAGAAGUUAACACUACAAGAAUUGCAAACCAUACAGCCGAAAGAUAUAGUGCAAUGUCUAGCGCACUUGGGAAAGGAAAAUCUUGGUGAAAAGGAAGCGGGUUUUUUAUGGAAAACGAUUGUGAACUUUUAUGAAGGGAUCCCGAAUAUUCCUGAUAGUGUGUUCAUGUUACUUCACUGGGUGACGCCGGCUGUAUCUCCCGAAGAGUACGGCAACAUCACCUUCAACAGUAUCGAUGUUAUACAGAACUUUGGUCUUGAUUAUAAUCUAAACGCGGAGCAGCUUUACGCUAUCGCAGAUCGCGUUCGACAAGAUUUUGCAGGGAAAGAACCGGAAGAUUACACCUACUACGAUUUGACAGCUUUGAGACAAAUAUUAUGUGCGUUCAACCGAAGCGAAAUUGAGAGAAUUCGACCAUCGGCGUACAGAGAAGCUGCUCUAAUUAUAGGAAAGCUACAAAAUUGCAACCCAGAAACGUUACAGGGAUUCGCUACUUUAGCGGUGCAAAGAAAAGCUUUCGGCUCACCCGAUACUUGGUCAGAUGCAACACUAGAAAUAUUAGGCGUAGUAGCAGAGUACCUACCUAAAGGCAUUGUGGAUAAUAAUAAACUAGGAGGCCAAAUGCCUAGUAUUUAAAUACACAUUUUACUACACUUUUGAUUUGAAUUAACUUUUACGAUGUCGUUAGUCUAUUAGUUGUUACAGUCUAUAUCUUUACUACACUGUUGAUUUAUAGACUUUUAUUGAUAUUUUCUUAUACGAAUGCUAUCAAUAACGCUUCUAUCACGUUUUGUCGAUUUAUUUUCUUUGUGAAACUAUUCGAAUCGCAGUGCAGGUAGCACCCUAUUAUAAGAGGUAAGUAGGUGUUGUUUUUUUAGUCUAGAUUUAGGUAGACAAUUUAUAUGCGAUAACUCGAUCUCCUAUAGGUUUUUAAUUUUUAUAUAUUCUUCAAAAUUAUAUGGCAACGAUAAACCUGCAAGAGUUUCGAUGUCUCAUAAUAUUACCGUACUGCAAAUAAAUUGAGCAACUUGUUUAGGUUACUACCACUUCACUGUUGUAACAACAUAUUGCAUUGUUUUUGGCAACACAAAAUUUAAGUACGACUGACUAACCGUACCACAGUCAAACCCUCAGUUACGACGGUUGCAUAAUAAAUGUAUGAACAAGU
This is a messenger RNA of Pectinophora gossypiella (pink bollworm), 1571 nucleotides long. RefSeq lists its product as uncharacterized. The transcript has 2 exons. NCBI's taxonomy places the organism in Eukaryota, Metazoa, Arthropoda, Insecta, Lepidoptera, Gelechiidae. The record is from RefSeq and is a predicted model, not a curated record. Gene Ontology annotation, cellular component: cell surface. The coding region runs from base 311 to 1039 and encodes 242 amino acids. Gene Ontology annotation, biological process: cell-matrix adhesion.